This is a messenger RNA of Strongylus vulgaris, 731 nucleotides long. NCBI's taxonomy places the organism in Eukaryota, Metazoa, Nematoda, Chromadorea, Rhabditida, Strongylidae. The record is from the annotation of a GenBank genome assembly.
UUGCCGUAUUUCAGUGAACUCACAACUGCGGUAGUGUCAGGAGAGAGUGAAAAGCCAACUUGUCGAUAUACCCUACACAAGGAAUCCCCAAAUGGUCCAUUAGUGAAGUUGGCCCAAGUGGGAGAUCUGAUCUAUCAUGUUUGGGAUUGCCCCUCUGAAGUGUAUGGGAUGAUGAUCCACGAUUGCUCGAUUGUAGACGGACAAGGCAACAAUCAUACCGUAAUUGAUUCACUUGGAAUCAUUAUGAUGUGCUAUAAGCGUAUGGGUACAAUACGGCAUGUGCGAUUCCUUCUGUGCUUAUCAACUUUGAUUACUGUAAAAAUGCACCUCUACACGCCUGAAUAUCUCAUUAUAUUACAGAACGGUAAAAGCGAAAUUUUUGUACAGCAAGAUCAACUCGUGCUCACAUUUUCCAUAGGGCCUUUCAUUUUUCAAAGGCCUAAGCAGGCCUUUGAAUUUGGCGAGUGGCAUUCAAAAAGCUGCGCCGCAACCGCACGCACAACAUAUGGAGCGAGGCACUUAGAGGCACCUAGUAUUGAAUAUACGGAGGAUUUAGCUCAAAAAAAUAAGAGGACUGAAAUGCAAUCAUAUCGUGAUUAUAAAGCAAUCAAUGAUAUGAAUAUGUGCUGCCGGGAAGAAAAUAAUGCUAGGGUUACUAUGGUGUCUUGUAGACGUUUUAGGUACAAUGCGAACGGUGAAAGCGAAAUUUUUAUACACCAGUAUUAUUAAUU